AUGGCUGCCGAUGAGGAAACCAUUGCGCCCGUUUCGGCGGUUGCCAAGAAUGAAGAUAUCACCAAGGCGGGCGAAAAGGAUGGCGUCCCCAUCAGGGUGGUCUCGAUCGACAAUGGCCGAAUUCUCGAUAGCGCCGAGCCCGAGAAGGUUUACUACAGCAAGGUGUCUGUCUGGUUCAUGGUUCUCUUCUCGGGCCUGGCUAUAGGCUCGGACGGAUACAAUGCCGGCGUGAUUGGAAACCUGGAGCUGCUCCUAGCCGUCCUUUAUCCCGAUACUCUCACCAAUUCCAUAUACACGCGUCUUUCCAACUCCUUUCUGAUCGGCAUGAUCCUCGGCAUGCUCAGCUUCGGAGUCGUGGUCGACCAGCUGGGCCGAAAGGCCGGUGCCGUUGCCACGACCAUCAUCCUCGUUCUCGGCAUCGUCCUGUCCACGGCCGCCAAUGGGACGACGCCCACGGGCCUGCUCUGGAUGCUCAUUAUCGCUCGUGGUGUAGCCGGCUUCGGCGCCGGGGGAGAAUAUCCCGUGUCGGGUGCCGGUGCCGUCGAGGCGACAGAUGAGCACGACAAGUACCGCAAGCGCCGUGGCUUCAUGUUCGCCAUGCUUGCCGACCUGUCCUCUAGCCUGGGCUACGUCUGGGGUGGCCUCGUUCCCCUGCUGCUUCUGCUGUGCGUGGACCAGAAGGAGAGCAAAUACCACAUCGUGUGGCGGACGUCGUUUGCCCUCGGCCUGGUCCCCCCUCUGGCCAUCUUCUGGUUCCGCAUGCGCAUGGCCGUCUCGACCGCGUACCGUCGCUCGGCCAUGCGAAAGCAGCGCACGCCGUAUUGGCUCGCGGCCAAACGCUAUUGGCGGUCUCUGAUCGGGGCUGCGGCCACUUGGUUCUUGUACAACUGGAUCAGCAUUCCCUUUGGCAUCUUCAGCUCGACCAUCAUCUCGCGCAUGAACGAAAGUGAUAGUCUGGUCAAGAACCUGGGCUGGGGCAUCGUCAUCAACUGUUUCUACAUCCCUGGUCCCUUCAUCGGAGGCUAUCUCUCGGAUCGGAUCGGCAGGAGACAGACAAUGGCUCUCGGCUUCGGUCUGCAGGCCGUCCUCGGCUUUGUCCUCGGUGGUGCCAUGGGUCCUAUCCAGAGCGUCUUCCCGCUAUUCAUCGUUCUGUACGGCAUCUUUUUGACCCUUGGCGAGGUUGGCCCAGGAAGUACGGUCGUCAUCACUGCAUCCGAAUGUUUCCCCACUUCAAUCAGAGGCCAAAUGAUGGGAUUUGUUUCGGCUUGGUCCAAGGCUGGAGCCGCCAUCGGAACCCAGGUCUUCACGGCCAUCCAAAAUUCGUACUCGGAUAGUUCGUCCAAGGGAGACCAGGUCGCAUUUCUUGUCGGCUCGGCGUUUGCCGUUCUCGGCGCACUUGUAGCGUACUUUGUCAUUCCUGACGUUUCCACGCGGCUCGAUGACGAUGAUCAGGCUUGGAAGCAAUAUCUUGCCGACAAUGGAUGGGAGGCAGACUGGGGCGAUCAUGAGACAAGGGAUCCCACUGGUGUGGUUUUAAAUCAAGUUGUGUCCUAA
This is a messenger RNA of Grosmannia clavigera kw1407, 1554 nucleotides long. Its product is annotated as metabolite transport protein. Gene Ontology annotation, molecular function: carboxylic acid transmembrane transporter activity. Bases 1 to 1554 code for a protein of 517 amino acids. The record is from RefSeq and is a predicted model, not a curated record. Lineage: Eukaryota; Fungi; Ascomycota; Sordariomycetes; Ophiostomatales; Ophiostomataceae. Gene Ontology annotation, biological process: carboxylic acid transport; transmembrane transport. The transcript is spliced from 3 exons. Gene Ontology annotation, cellular component: plasma membrane.